GAAAAGGAGUAGAACAAGAACAAGAAAAAUAAUAGUGAAAAAGGACAAAACCCUCAGCAAAACCCUUUCUUGAACUGUGACAGGUAAAAGCCCUAACUCUGGAAUUUGGUGGGUGGCUGCAAUGGCUUCUCGUUAUAGAUCUGUUUCGCAACCAGCAUUGUCCUUUAUCAAAUCCACCAUCACUAAACCAGCUUCCAAGCCCACACCCUCAGCUUUUCUCCUCAAAACUCGUUCUCCGGUUACGACCAGGUGGGUGGGUGGGGAGCUCGGUUGCCUGCAGUCGCUGCUUCCGCUGCACUCGGCGGUGUCGUCGGCGCGCCUCACUUCUUGUCUAGGCAUCGAUUCGAGUAGGUCGAGGUCGUUGUCCCAGGGCAACUUGCUGUGUCUAUAUUUUAGCAAAACAAGAGGACGUUGCUAUCAGGUUAUUUUUAACCUAUACAAGAUUGCAGUUUUGCUUUGCGAGUGGCCUGUGAGCUAAUGUUAAUCAUAUGUCGUCGUAAACAACUGAUAAUCUGAGGGGAAUAAAAAACUAAAAAAUACUGACGUACUCUUGUGUCAGAGGCUCCUCGCAUAUCCAUUGUCCUAUAUAAGAUUGUAGCUUUGCUUAGGGAGCGGCCUCAAAACUACUGUGUCCACAUUCAUAUUGAAGAAUUGAUAGGAAAGUAAAUAAAGUGAAUUUUAGUGGCAUUAAAACAGUAGGAGCAAUGAAAUUUAUAUUUGCUGGAGAAUAUCAUCACUUUACAUUGUGAUAGUUUAUUCUAUGUCCAUUGUUCGUAAUAUUUUUGUGAUUUUCUUUUAUUAUUUUCUCACUGAUUCACACUGUGUAGUAGUUGGCUUGCGUUGUACCACUAAGACUGUCUUUGAAUUGGAGUUUAUAAACUUGAUUUUUAAUGAACAUUCUUUUCUAAAAUUGAUUUUGGUUAAAAUGGGGAAUUGGGUGGAUGGAUUCAUGUGUGAGUUUGAGUGAACUCACAAAAGAGUUUUUGAAGUGAAGUGAUUUAUGUUUGGCUAUUUUUAUUCUAAAAGCUGGUUAGUAGUAAAACUCUAAAUUUUUUUAUCCAAUACAAAAGCUUUCUAAAGUUACCUCAACUCAAUUAAUGUUGGCCCCGUAAUCAACAACUUGAAGUUAGACUAAACAUAUGAACAUUUAUCUAAAAUUACACCAGUUGUUAUUGCAACAUGAUUUUGGAUGGUUCAAUGUGAAUCCGAAUGCGCACUAUAUUUGGAAACAUUUAUUUGGCAAAUGACUUUUUUAUGAUGAAUGUUGUCUGGAUAGUGUUGAUAAGAAGUUACUUUGAGAUCUAUAUUUUCUAUAAAGGAUAUUAUUUUUGUUUGAUAUUAUUGAAACAGUAAGAUAAUAUCAAGUUAAUAGGAAUUUUUUUUAUCAAUACACCGAAGCCAGAUUUUACUCAAUGCAAAAGCAGCCAAAAUGUUGCUUCCAGGUUGAGGGGCUCAAAAGACUCAAGAAGUUUGUGUUCUGAAUUUGUCAAAUGAUCUUUGGACCUUUUAAUGCAAAACAUAUCCUACAACCUGAGCUAUAGCCUCUCCAACACAAAAACAAACACUCCAUGAGUUGUUUGUGCUUGUUGACUGUCACUUUCGAAGCUCACGCAUAUGAACCUGGAAAUCCUUGAUUUAUCCAUUGCAAAGUGCACACAUGCUCACCACCAAGUUGCCAUUCCAAAUCCCCUCAUUGUUGCCCUUGAAUCUGAGGAAGAACCGAUUACUUAGGUUGUAUAAUUAAGGAUAUGAUCUGUACCUAAAUGAUAUCAAAGUACGUACCAAGCUCUGAGCUUUGAUUCAUAUUAUUGCAUUUAAUUUUUCCUCUUGGGUAGAACUUCUGUACAUAGAAACUCAUCGUAGUGAAUAUCACCCUUGCGAAGGAAGACACUGAAAAUUCUAUAGUGGGGCUGCUACAUUAUUGAAUUUUAUGAACUAAAAAAAAUAUAUUAUACGUGUUAGUUUAUAAAUGUUUAAAUUUUAAAACCCAAAUCAGAAAAUUAAAACAUGGUAAAAUAGAAGAAGACACUGUAGAGAAAGAUGAAUCCUGAAUGACCUGUUUCAGAAUGUAGAAUAUACUACAACAAAAGGGUGAUCAAAUUAAAGAGAAUAAAGGGACACGACAGUAACUGAGGGCUGAGAGAACAUACGACAGACUGGAACAGAAGGCCACUUGGAUCAUGGUGUGGCCAGAGAACACUU
Molecule: messenger RNA, 2202 nt
Organism: Vigna umbellata (rice bean)
Lineage: Eukaryota; Viridiplantae; Streptophyta; Magnoliopsida; Fabales; Fabaceae
Source: RefSeq, a predicted model, not a curated record